Molecule: messenger RNA, 3053 nt
Organism: Coregonus clupeaformis (lake whitefish)
Lineage: Eukaryota; Metazoa; Chordata; Actinopteri; Salmoniformes; Salmonidae
Product: sortilin
Exons: 19
Coding region: 391-2856 (821 amino acids)
Biological process (GO): endocytosis; Golgi to endosome transport; vesicle organization
Cellular component (GO): Golgi apparatus; membrane
Molecular function (GO): protein binding
Source: RefSeq, a predicted model, not a curated record
AGGUGUGUAAUAUCCAUCCCAUGGACACAAGUUGAAGCAUCGUUACAUUGUGUUAUUUCUGGACAAGGAGUUGCACGGUGGACAAUUGGACCUAAUGCAUCUCGGCAAAUUAAUGCGUCUGAUUUGUUUUUAACUGGAGACUUCCGACCUUUUUCCGCGCAUCCGGACGUAAAACUAGGCGCUGUGGAGACCGCCUCAAAUAGGAGUCUAUGACUGGUGCAGCGCAUACAAAGCCCGAAGUAGGCUACCACUCGCUGUCAGGACUACUGUUUUUGUUGAUGUCAUCGGUGGCCGUGUUUGAACCGGAGCGACCGUCAAUUUAUAGUCAGGAUUACUAGAAUAACAAAAUAUAGCAUACAAUAAAAGUGGUGUUUUUGCCGCACAGUGAAUAUGGGAGUUCUGGCGCACUGUGUUUUUAUUUUUAUAUUCCAGCAUUUGACGUCCGCUUAUGAUUUUAAAGAAGGACUAUAUAACAACGGACAGUAUGAAUUUGUGAAAGAUCCCAGUUUGAAUAUCGAAAAGAGAUCACCGGAUUUAGAUUUAGAACAGUUUGACUCUGAAUCAUCUGACCACAUUAGGACCAGGAGAAGUGCGGAUCAAGGGGACUGUAAAAGUCUCCAGGGAUUCGACACCAAGUUGACUAACAACACCCAAACCUAUUCCUUCGACGACCUGAGUGGGUCCGUGUCACUGGCCUGGGUCGGAGACGCCACCGGGGUCAUUCUGGCUCUGACAACAUUCCAGGUGCCGUUCUUCAUGUUGAGAUUCGGUCAGUCUAAACUCUAUCGAAGUGAGAACUAUGGGAAGUCGUUCCAGGACGUCACAAACCUCAUCAACAACACUUUCAUCAGGACAGAGUUCGGCAUCGCCAUCGGACCAGAGAACUCUGGGAAGGUGAUCCUGACAGGUGAUGUGUCUGGCAGCCUGGGCUCUCGUAUCUUUCUCUCCAGAGACUUUGGGAACAGCUUUGAGCAGCAGGACCUUCCCUUCAACCCCCUGAUGCAGAUCAUAUACAACCCCAGAGACGCCAAUGUUCUCCUGGUCAUCAGCAACACUAAUGAACUCUGGCUGUCUGAGGACUUUGGAGAGAACUGGAGGAAGAUCCAUGACAUGGUGUGUCUGGCCAAAUGGGGGAUGGAAAGUAACCUAUUCUUCACCACCAACCUCAAUGGAUCAUGCAAUGAAAGGGGAAUGCUGGACUUGAGGAAGACAACAGACUAUGGGAAGACCAUCAAGACUGUUGCCAUUAAGAUCUUCUCCUUUGGCCUGGGCGGAAAGUUCCUGUUUGCUUCUGUUAUGACUGGUACUGGCACUCUGAGGAUGAUCCAUGUGUCGACUAACCAGGGGGAGGAGUGGAACAUGGCUCAACUGCCUCCGGUUGGCCACGAGGAGUUCUAUUCUAUCUUGGCAGCCAAUGAGGACAUGGUGUUUAUGCACGUGGAUGAACCAGGAGACACAGGCUUUGGCAGCAUCUACGUGUCAGAUGACAGGGGGACAGUGUAUUCCAAGUCUCUGGAGCGUCACCUCUACACCACCACAGGGGGCGACACUGACUUCACCAACGUUACCUCUCUACGAGGAGUCUUCAUCACCAGUAUACUGGCAGAGGACGGCUCGGUGCAGUCCGUGGUGUCCUUCGACCAGGGAGGGGAAUGGGUGCCCCUGCAGAAGCCUGACAACACCAAGUGUGACUCCACAGCUAAAGACCCUGACAAGUGCAGUCUCCACAUCCACGCAGCUUACAGCACGGCUAUGAAGCUGAACGUCCCCAUGCUGCCUCUCAGUGAACCAAACGCUGUAGGACUCAUCAUGGCUCACGGGAGUGUGGGUGAUGCCAUCUCUGUGAUGAAGCCUGACGUAUUCGUGUCCGAUGACGGGGGCUACACCUGGCUCCAGGCCCUGAAGGGACCUCACCACUAUGCCAUCCUGGACUCUGGUGGACUACUGGUGGCUGUGGAGCACUCUGCUCAGCCCAUCAAAGACAUCAAGUUUUCCACAGACGAGGGCCAGUGCUGGCAUGUUCACCAGUUCACUAGCGACCCAAUCCACUUCACAGGGCUAGCGUCGGAGCCGGGGGCGAGGUCUAUGAACGUCAGUGUCUGGGGCUACAGAGACGCUCUGCUCAGUCAGUACUGGGUAUCCGUCACCAUCGACUUCAGAGAGCUGCUCACUAGAGACUGUGAGGACCAGGACUACGUGCAGUGGCUGGCGCACUCUGAUGACAUCAGCGACCCUAACGACGGCUGUAUGUUGGGUUAUAAGGAGAAGUUCCUGCGUCUGAGGAAGGCCUCCGUCUGCUGGAACGGACGGGACUAUGAGGUCAACAAGCAACCCACCCCCUGCCCCUGCACCCUGGAUGACUUCCAAUGUGACUUUGGGUACUAUCGUAAAGAGAACAGCCCCGAGUGUGUGGAGCAGCCGGACCUGAAGGGCCACGUUCUGGAGUUCUGUCUGCAGGGCAAGAAGGAGUUACUGCAGACCAGAGGCUAUAGGAAGAUCCCUGGGGAUAAGUGUGAGGGAGGAACUCAGCCGGAGAGGAAAGAGAUCGACCUCAGUAUUAGGUGUGUCAGUGACCUGCUGGGACCGCAGGAUCUACUGACGGAUGGCCAUCUGUCCAGCUCUGCACCCAUCGUAGUGACGGUUCUAAUCAUUUUGCUACUCUGUAUCGUAGCUGGGGUCCUCUUCGUCAAGAAGUACGUCUGCGGUGGAAGGUUCCUGGUACACAGGUACUCAGUCCUACAGCAGCAUGCUGAGGCCCAGGGAGACGGAGUAGACGAGUCACUAGAUAGCAACCACACUCAGGCUGGCAACAAGACCGGCUGCCACGACGAUUCAGACGAGGAUCUUCUGGAGUAACAGGUGGCAUUUGCAGCUACCAGGAGUAACUACUAGCCUCCGGUCUCUCCUUUACAACCCAGAAGCUACAAGGGGAAUCUAGUCUCCUGUCUGUCCUGAGGCUCACUGCUCUACAUUGAAGAACACGUUUCUCCUAUGUGUACACCCAGAGGCUCGCUGCUGCUUUUUCUCCUUCGCUUCCUGCUACUCCCCCCACC